Molecule: messenger RNA, 2006 nt
Organism: Arvicanthis niloticus (Nile rat)
Lineage: Eukaryota; Metazoa; Chordata; Mammalia; Rodentia; Muridae
Source: RefSeq, a predicted model, not a curated record
CCCACAGAUUGAGGCGGAGGUGGGUCGGCUAGACCCGCUCAGACGGUGAAGGAGCUGGAUACCGACCGGGACGGAGCCGACAGACCCAGGUAAGUGGACGCGAGCCUAAGCGCUCUCCUGAAGACGACCCGAAGGGGGUGGGCUUGUCAGACCGCAGAUCGGGGUGUUGGGAGGUAUUGCAUCACCUGGCAGGCGCGACCAUAGACUGACCGGCGCAGUGCACCUGAUGGUGAGGGAUGCGAAAGCUAUGGAGCCGGGUGUCUAUGGGGGCGGUACUCUAGGGACCUGAGGUGGGUUCUGGUGCGCAGAACAGCCUCUAGCGGGUGCCGUUUUUUUUAGGUCGAUAAGCUCCCUUCCCUAUGAGGUCUGGGAACAGCCCAGAAAUGCAGGCUGAGGGGAAGGUGUAAACUCGGUUAUUCACUCUGAACCCAUGGGAAGAAAGGCAGUGUAGGGUCAGGAGCUCUGCGUGGGCUAACGGUCUAGAUUUUUAAUGUGGGUGGAAGAGCAAGGUUUUUUUUUUUUUCUUUCUUGUUUUUGUUGAGAACGGAAAAACAAAAACAACAAAACAAAACAAAAACCGUGUUACUCUGUUUAGAAUGCCCCAGUAUCCCAGUCCCUUUCCUAAUCCUUAGACUCUGAUUUCAGACUCCCUCGCUCUGCUUUUCAAUUGCAGGUUCUGAUCUUUGGUACUACAGAAGCUGCUCUUCAGCACCCCCCCACCCACCACCCACCCCCGCUCCUGGACCUAUGGAUUCUCCAUCUAGCAUUUCUUCUUAUUCCUCCUCCUCCUCUCUCUCCCCAUCAUUUUCCACGUCCCCUGUGAACAGUGACUUUAGCUUCCCUUCUGAUCAUGAGAGAGAGGGCAAGGGCACCGGUGAGCUCAGGCCAGACACUGUGGGUCAGAGAGGAGGUUCCAGGCCGAGUCCAGGCCCUAUCCGCUGCAGACAUCGACCCAGGGUUUCUAGUAACCAACAUACAGCAUCUCAUCUGGAACAGCAAGGAUCUGAAGUCAAAAGAUCAAGAGAUGGUGAAUUGGAGACAAGUCCAAACACGCAGGGAAGUACUACAGAGGGAGACCUGCUCUUUGCUCAAAAGUGCAAAGAACUCCAAGGGUUCAUACGUCCUCUCACAGACCUACUGAAUGGACUAAAAAUGGGCCGCUUUGACAGAGGAUUAAGUAGCUUCCAACAGAGUGUGGCCAUGGACCGGAUCCAGCGUAUAGUGGGUGUUUUACAGAAGCCUCAGAUGGGAGAGCGUUAUCUAGGAACCUUGCUGCAGGUGGAAGGGAUGUUAAAGACUUGGUUUCCUAAUAUAGCUGCCCAGAGAUCAUCCUCGGGAGGCAGCAGGCAUCAGAUAAGCAAGCACUUUUCUAGCCACCACCGUGAUUUGGGUGCUUCUUCUCCUGCACCUCUCAUAGAGAAGAUGGGCCAAACACAGCUGGGACAUUUAGUUUUGAAACCAAAGCAGCCUUGGCAUCUCACAGGAUGGCCGGCUAUGAACCUCACCUGGAUUCAUAACACUCCAAUUUGCAACCCUCCCCUCAGCUCCCAAGGCUCCAACUCUGGCCACAGUCCCAUGGGCACUGGAGCCAGCAUUGGCGUCAUCCUUGUCCUCCAGAAAGGAGGACAUUCCUUCACCCAUUCUGCCCCAGGCACUCCGAUCCCACCAACUACACUGUCUCCUGUCAUUCCUGGUGAUCUGAAGAAACUGUCUGGAGAGGAGCCUCGCUGCCACAGUUUGCCAGUAACACUGCCAUCAGACUGGAGUUGCAUCCUUUGCCCGACUGUCCUACCUACCACAGACAGAGAGAUGACUAAAGGACUCCCAGAGCCACAGGUGAUUAGCCAUUCUCCAGUUGCUUCUGAUCUUCAGCCCUAACUCAGGCUUUGCAACUGUCCCGAUUCCCAAUUUGUAUAAAUAUAUGUUUAUGUACAUUUUUUUUUUUUUUACUUUUAAUGUAUUUGUGGUGAGGAAAAAUAAAUUCUUUCUGAUUAAAGACUUUUUUU